UGGGUGCUCGUUGUUGAAGAAAGAUGGAGAAAUUAUACGAUAAUGUGAAAACUGCUAUACUCACCUUUAAAUUGGACACUUGUUGCUGUUUCGCGCCGAUACGGACUGGUGUCUUAAUAACUGGUUAUUUUAACAUAUUUAUAUCGAUGUUAUCUCUAGUGGGUACCGCGGACGGGGGCAUCACGCCGCCGCUGAUGGCGGUACAGGAGGUAAUCCUGGACGAUGAGGGAUCCAAGGUGAUCGGCACGCUGGCAUACGGCACAGAGCUCGCCUUCAACAUGCUGCUUUUGUGUGCUAUCUAUCGGAAAGACAUAGUUCUACUGCGGACUUAUAUGUACUUUGGCAUGGCGGCGAUUGUCGCCUCUGUACUCGUCUACUCUAUGGUCAUCGCCGCCGUUACUCUUCUCACAAAGAUCAAUAUUAUUGUAAAUUUUGUAUUCCAGUGUUAUGUCAUACUUCUCGUCAGAAGUGCUAUAGUUGACAUCAAAGAGGAACUCAGCGAGCAGAAUGGACACAUAACUUUAUAUUCUGUGACAAAAAUGACACCAGAGACCACUAUCAUAAAAGACAUUGAAACUCCUCAAGAACCGGACUCUGAUGUCACAGAAGAUGACAAGAACGAAGAGAAGAUCAAGCUUGAAACAGUCAAUGAGAAUUCGAAAGAAGAACACGUACAGAGUGUAAAAUAAUUUAACAUGUUAUCUUUUCAAAGCCUUCCCAUUUCUAGAGUAAAACGAGUAAAUAAUAA
Molecule: messenger RNA, 748 nt
Organism: Papilio polytes (common Mormon)
Lineage: Eukaryota; Metazoa; Arthropoda; Insecta; Lepidoptera; Papilionidae
Exons: 4
Coding region: 24-689 (221 amino acids)
Source: RefSeq, a predicted model, not a curated record